AUGUGCCAAUAUGAACCUACUUUUACAACUACAAAGGAACAAAUGCAAACAGAAGAAACUGAGAAGAUAGAACCUGUAACCACUAACCAGAUGUUGGAAGAAUCUGAUGAAGGAUGGGGUAAAUAUAGAGGGGGCAUUAAAUACAGAGAGAAUUUUAUCGGAUACCAGAUAGGGUAUCAGAUCGGAUAUCAGAUAGGAUACCAGAUCGGAUACCAGAUAGGAUACCGGAUAGGAUACCAGAUAGGAUACCAGAUCGGAUAUCAGAUAGGAUACCGGAUCGGAUACCAGAUAGGAUACCGGAUAGGAUACCAGAUAGGAUACCAGAUAGGAUACCAGAUCGGAUACCAGAUCGGAUACCAGAUUGGGUACCAGACAGGAUACCAGACAGGAUACCAGAUAGGAUACCAGAUCGGAUACCAGAUAGGAUACCAGAUAGGAUACCAGAUAG
Messenger RNA from Eurytemora carolleeae, 448 nucleotides. RefSeq names its product keratin-associated protein 21-1-like. The annotation marks the transcript as partial. The transcript has 2 exons. The record is from RefSeq and is a predicted model, not a curated record. Lineage: Eukaryota; Metazoa; Arthropoda; Copepoda; Calanoida; Temoridae.